Molecule: messenger RNA, 231 nt
Organism: Cooperia oncophora
Lineage: Eukaryota; Metazoa; Nematoda; Chromadorea; Rhabditida; Trichostrongylidae
Source: the annotation of a GenBank genome assembly
AUGGAAAGCAACGGAAAACCUGGUAAAAUUCAUCUCAGCGAGAGUGCCUUCAUGCUGCUACAGCAGCACUAUCAUGGUGAAUAUGCUUUAGAAAGCCGUGGUGAAAUUAUCAUCAAGGGUAAAGGCGUAAUGAAAACAUUUUGGUUGAAUGGACGAAGAUCGCCUACACAUCGGAAUCGCAGCGUUCCCAAGGCAGCACGAAACGAUAGCAUUGAUGAGGAUGAGCUGUGA